AAGUUGGACAUGAAGAGCUGAAACUGGUCAGUGAAUUGCUGAGUAAGAGGCUUGGAUGCCUCCACGUUUCUUAUAUCUGACUAUUUGUUUGCUACACCUUCAAGACCUACUCAAUUCACUUCGUUAUUCACUUGUUCUUUGAAGCUGAAGUGAUUCCCCACCUCCAGCCCCUCCAAGUGCCCCUCCAUCAUCACGGAUAUUCCACUGAGACAACGAGCUGGGCAUUGUACCUGGUCAAGUGUCCUUCUUAUAACCUCCCUUCUCAUUGCAUUGAUCGCAGUAUUUCUAUCGAAUACCUUUACGUCUAUUACUUCAGUCAAAAUGGGUGGUGGUCCUGAAGGUUUCCGCACCGUCGCUUACUUUGUCAACUGGGCCAUUUAUGCCCGACAGCAUCGUCCUCAAGAUCUUCCCGUAGAGAACCUCACACAUGUUCUCUACUCAUUCGCCAAUGUCCGCAGCGACUCUGGCGAAGUCCAUCUCACCGACUCAUGGGCCGAUACUGACAUUCACUGGGAUGGCGACUCCUGGAAUGACCAAGGCACCAACUUAUACGGCUGUAUGAAGCAGCUCAACCUUCUCAAGCGUCGUAACCGCAACCUCAAGGUUCUUCUCAGUGUUGGAGGAUGGACCUACAGCAGUAACUUCAAGGCUCCUGCCAGCACACCCCAAGGACGCGAUACCUUCGCCAAGAGCUGCGUUGACCUUCUCAAGAACCUCGGAUUCGACGGUAUCGACAUUGAUUGGGAGUACCCUCAGAACGCAGAUGAGGCUAGAGAUUACGUUGAGCUGCUUGCUGCGGUUCGACGUGAGAUGGAUGCUUAUGCCCAGACUUUGAGCCAGCCUUAUCAUUUCGAACUGACCGUUGCUUGUCCCGCUGGCGCGACAAACUUCCAGAAGCUCGACAUUCGUGGAAUGGAUCGAUAUCUUGAUUUCUGGAAUCUGAUGGCCUACGAUUAUGCUGGGUCUUGGGACUCUGUUGCUGGCCACCAGGCGAACUUGUACCCAUCUCCCGACAACCCCCAAUCAACACCCUUCUCUACAUCCGCCGCCAUCGACUUCUACGUUCGCAGCGGCGUAUCCCCCAGGAAAAUCGUUCUCGGCAUGCCCCUCUACGGCCGAGCUUUCGAGAACACCGACGGUCCAGGCCGCCCCUACCAAGGCGUAGGUGGAGGAACCUGGGAAGCUGGUGUCCACGACUACAAGAAACUUCCCCUCGAGGGUGCUACAGAGUAUGGGGACAGAGGAUGCUGUGCAAGUUACUGCUACAACCCCCAGACACGAACCAUGGUCACAUACGACACGCCGCGAGUUGCCUGGGACAAGGCGGAGUAUGUCAAGAAGUGGAAGCUCGGAGGUGCAAUGUGGUGGGAGAGCAGUGCGGACAAGACUGGUGAACAAAGUCUGAUCACGACUGUUGUGAAUGGGUUUGGUGGACCGGGUGCACUUAUGAGGCAGGAUAAUUGCAUUGAGUAUCCUGCGAGUAAGUAUGAUAACUUGCGAAAUGGAUUCCCAGACAAUUAAGGCGAAGUGGAUUUGGUGGGUCAAGAAGUAAGAUGAGCGUUGAGUUAGGUUGACGCUUUCACUCUUGGGAGAAACAUAAGUAAAUGAACAGUAUGAAUAAAUCACGGCCUCAACAAGAAUGAACCAAGACAAAAUAUUGAGUUCACGAA
Molecule: messenger RNA, 1670 nt
Organism: Fusarium oxysporum Fo47
Lineage: Eukaryota; Fungi; Ascomycota; Sordariomycetes; Hypocreales; Nectriaceae
Product: glycoside hydrolase superfamily
Exons: 3
Coding region: 322-1521 (399 amino acids)
Biological process (GO): chitin catabolic process; carbohydrate metabolic process
Cellular component (GO): extracellular region
Molecular function (GO): chitinase activity; chitin binding
Source: RefSeq, a predicted model, not a curated record